GCUAGAGUCAGUAAAAAUAUUGUUUGAAAAAUUAUUUGAAAAACUAGAUACAGGCUUGUGUGAACAUCUUAUAUUUUCGUCAGAAACUGUUGAGAGUUCAACUUCAAAGUUCCCAGAAGUGGUGAACAAAUCACCUAUGAGUAUCAAAUCGGAACACAACAAAGUCAAUGUCAUUAUACAGAAUAGGGUUCAUGCUCCAAUAGCUAGUUUAGAGUGUAUGGAAGAAGGAAUGAUGUCCAUCGACAGUCCAUUGAUGUCUAACCCUUUCUGUAGACAGGCUUCACUAUCAAAUCUGAGUGGCCUCCGAUACAGAAACCUAGGAAAAUCAGGACUUCGUAUAUCCAAUAUUGGUUUAGGCACAUGGGUGACAUUUGGUUCACAAAUUUCAGAAGAGGUUGCAGAAGAAAUUUUGACAUUAGCAUAUGAAAGUGGAAUAAAUAUAUUUGAUACAGCAGAUGUGUAUGCGAGUGAAAGAGCAGAAAUUAUUCUUGGUAACAUCCUGAAGAAAAAGGGAUGGAGGAGAUCUUCCUAUGUCAUAACAACAAAGCUGUUUUGGGGGGGAAGACCAGACACAGAAAGAGGACUUUCAAGGAAGCAAAUCAUAGAAGGACUGACAGAAUCAUUGGAAAGGCUGCAGCUCAACUGUGUUGAUAUCUUGCUCAUAAAUAAAGCAGACCCGAUGUGUCCCAUGGAAGAAGUUGUUAGAGCAUGCACUUAUUGUGUUAACCAAGGACUGACAAUGUACUGGGGUACCUCUCGUUGGUCUUCAGUAGAAAUAAUGGAAGCUUACACUGUAGCUCGACAAUUUAAUCAGAUACCACCUGUAGUAGAGCAGACAGAGUACCACAUGUUUCAGAGGGAAAAGGUGGAACUGUUUCUUCCUGAACUUUUUCACAAAAUUGGAAUGGGAACUAUGACCUGGUCACCUCAGGCUUUUGGAUUGUUAACAGGAAAAUUUGAUGAAGGAAUUCAACUUCUUUCAAGAGGAUCUGUUCGGAAUUUCUCAGCCUUGCAGGACAAGUUUGGCUCUGAAGAAAGCAGGAGUCCUCAUCACCAGUCUAAAAUGUAUGAAAUAUCUCUUAUUGCUGAGAAGCUUGGCUGCACUGCAACACAACUCGCAAUUGCUUGGUGCUUGAAGAAUGAAAAUAUUCACUGUGUCCUUGUGAGUGCUUCUACACCAGAACAGCUGGACGAACAUCUUCACUCCCUCCAGAUUGCUCCACAUCUAAAUGCUCUCAUCAUGAGUGAAAUUGAAAAGGUUUUGGAGAACAAACCAGAGCGGCAACCCUUUAUCAGGUGACUAGAAGCACAAAAAGAUUCCUGGCCAUCCAAGAAUAUUAGACAUUCUUCCUCAAUGGCUGCUCUAAAGGAAAACUCCCCUUGUGAGGAGGAUGCCUCGGGGGGUGACAGGAGCAGUUCUGGGGGCACACACACUCAGCAGUUUAGUAACAUGGGGCAUUUACUCGAUAGAUGUAUGAAUGCCUGUGUGUUGCAGUGAAAAAUAUUAAUAUCUAAAUUUAUCUGUGUAUUUAUAAAGAUUUAUGACAAGAUAUGGGUUGUUUAUUAGGUGAUUAAAAAUUGUUUUUUAGUCAUAUUAUUUUAUUGCCAUCAAAAUGUGAACAUCUAUUAUCAUUUAUGUGUAUUCCACUUUUGUUAACUUCUGGUUUUCAUGCAUGUAAUGUACAUGAUUGUGUUUUAAUUUAUUAGUUUUCAUUAGUCUUUUCCUUCUACACUGCUUUUAAUCUACAAAUGCCUGUUGUAUUAGUCACACUGUGGUGUGGUUUUAUGCACUGCUCUAGUUACAAACUAUAACUUUUCAUCUUGAACCUAAUAUUUGUGCACUAGCUAACAUUUAUUUUUCAUCUUUAGAUAGAUAAACUUUUACAAAAUUUUUAAUACUCAAGCAAAAGGGUUCCACCCCCCUGCAGUGGCUAAGCAGUAAGGCUAAGUGUUUAUAAUGCUAAAAAUUGGGUUGUAAUAUAAACAGUGAGAAGAGCACAGAUGGCCCAUUGUGUA
Messenger RNA from Limulus polyphemus (Atlantic horseshoe crab), 2016 nucleotides. Its product is annotated as voltage-gated potassium channel subunit beta-2-like. The transcript is spliced from 16 exons. Gene Ontology annotation, cellular component: voltage-gated potassium channel complex; cytoplasm. Lineage: Eukaryota; Metazoa; Arthropoda; Merostomata; Xiphosura; Limulidae. Gene Ontology annotation, biological process: regulation of potassium ion transmembrane transport; potassium ion transport. Gene Ontology annotation, molecular function: transmembrane transporter binding; voltage-gated potassium channel activity; potassium channel regulator activity. The record is from RefSeq and is a predicted model, not a curated record. Bases 137 to 1300 code for a protein of 387 amino acids.